Dentiscutata heterogama is the source of this 2748-nucleotide messenger RNA. The record is from the annotation of a GenBank genome assembly. NCBI's taxonomy places the organism in Eukaryota, Fungi, Glomeromycota, Glomeromycetes, Diversisporales, Gigasporaceae.
GUGCGUGCAAUUCCUCCUGUUCAAAAUCAACUUCGAGGUAAGAUCGAAUCUGUCCCUCCUGCAGUCAUAGAUAAGUUAGAAUUCUUUGGAACAGGUAAAGAGGAGUGGCUUCUUGUUAAAGGACAUUUUCCAAAAACAUUUAGAAAAUUAACACAUAAGAUAGCAAAUCCCUAUACCCUUCAAAUUUAUUCUGCGAUUAAUCUUUUAAAACAUGGUGAACAUGAAAUCGAAGUGUUUACAGUUCACCAAAAACAUAUAAUAAGGAUACCAACCGAAUUCCAACCUUUUUUUUGUGGAGAAACUGUUAAGAAAAUGUUGGUGGAUACUUUAGAAAAUUAUAAAACUAAUCAAAACUCUGGAUCCGAAUCCAAAAAACAAACUUUCCAAGGAAAUUUGCUUUCUUGGAAUGUGGUAUAUCAUGAUAGGUUUGAAACAAGAAGAAAUUUUUCAUUAAAAGCUCAGAUAUUUAACCAUGAACAGAAUGAAGAAGAAAGUCGGGAGCCUAUCGAGAAAAGUAUAGAACUUCCUUCGAACCAUUUUUUAUUAAGUAAAUCCACCUAUUUCAUGGAAUGUAAGCUUUUAGAAAGUGAGGAUUUAUUGAUGAUCACACCUAUUGGUGUAUUUAUUUGGACCGUUAAAUCUGACGGUGAAAUUGGAUUACUUUAUUAUUGGGGAAUUUAUGACGGUAUCAGGUCUAAAAUACCGCAAGAAGGAUUAAUAAUGAAUCUCGAAUGGAUUCUUGACAAUGACCAUUUGAAAUUUUCAAACAAAAAACUAUUACCUCCACCACAUUUUAAUAGGGUUGUUAAAAUGCGCAAAAGAAGUACAUGGUUUACUGAUAAUGACAGAGAAUGGGUAUCAAAUGCACCUAAUUUUCACGAUUUACUUGACGAUUAUAUGGAUAACGUAUUGCUUUUGGAAUUAUAUGGUGAUAAUCUUAUGCGCGCAUUAUUACAAGAGGAUGAUGAUGAAUUGAUCGAAGCAUUUUUCAAAAAAUGCCUUAAAUUAAGUGAACUUCAGAUAGAAGAAGGAAAUCUUUCAUCAUUUAGUAAAUUAGUAAAUAUUAUCUUUUCUUCAUUCCCUCAAUUAUCUGAAAAAUCCUUUACUUUUGUUACUCGAUUGCUAGCACAUUUAGCAUUCAUUCCUUCUCAUAAUUUUAAAGAUUCUUUAGUAAGUAAUUCUAACGCUUCCCACAUUCAACAUUGUGGCGAGUAUUUUUAUUUAACCGAAACUUCUUUAAUAAACCGUGUAAUAUUUUGGAUUUCUUUUAAUUAUCCAACAUUUUAUAAAACUUUAAAAUUUCCCAUUUCAUUUUAUCAAAAGUCUAAAGCUCAGUUAACCAUCAAAUUAAUGUUUCCUUUACUAAAUUUUUCUACUUAUUCUAAAGAUUAUUUAACUUUACAAGAAUUAAUUGUUCCUAGCAAUAAUUCUUUCACUUUAUCAUUUUCUUCCGAGAUAUAUGAGUGGUGGAAUCUGGAAGCUCUUGUCCAAUUUAAAUGGGAUACUUAUGGAAGAUAUUAUUACUUUUUUAUGUGGGCAAUAUUUACAGCUUUCAUGUGCAGUUUUACGAUCGCUGCAACCAUGUCACAAAUUUCUUGGAGUAAAAAAGUUAUUCUCUUGGAAUUAACUAUUUUCCUAGGAAUUUUUCACUUAAUAUUUGAGAUACGACGAUUUAUUCAUAAUCCAAGAUUAUUCAUACUUAGUUAUUGGCAUUUGUUUAAUCUUGUUGUGAUAUUGUUUCCAAUUUUUACCUCUAUUUCAUGGCUUCGAACUGAAAAAUUACCCCUUUGGGAAACUGUCAUUUCAACCUUAUUCCUUGAAUUGAAAUUUCUGCUUUUUUUUCGUGCGAUUAAAUACUUUGGAACUUAUUUUGCGAUAAUGAUCAGAGUCGCACAAAGAGUUUUCUCUUUUUUGGUAGUUUUGGCAAUCAUUAUCUUUGCGUUCGCACAUUCUUUACAUCUUCUAUUAAGAUCUAAUUCGGAUCAACAAAGUAAUAGUGGUGAUGUAAAUAAUUCUCAAUAUAUUCUAUCUAAUUAUACUGCCGAAAACAUCAUGGAGGAUUCUGAUGAUGAUAAUCUAAGCAUGUUUUCAAUGCUAUAUUCUUCCUUUUUAGCAGUAUAUUUUAUGAUGACAGGGGACAUAAGUCUGAUUAGUACAUCGGUUCUUGCUAAAGAUUGGAUAUUGGUUCUUCUAUUGGUUGUAUUUUCAUUUACUACAACUAUUUAUUUAAUGAACCUUUUUAUUGGUUUACUUAGUCUUGCAAUCAAUGAAGCAAAUAACAAACAGUCAUUUUUACAUUUGAGAGCUAUGACUUUAAAUGAAAUAGAACUUUUUUGGAUGUUGCCAUCUCAAAGAAGAAAACAAACCUGGUUUCCUGAUUUCAUAAAUUAUGAAGUAUCAGUAGAUGAACUUCGUCAAUUGGUUAGUUUGGUUUACGAAAAGAAUUAUGCUGGUUCCAAUCCACCAUACCUCUCAUCUUCAUUAUUAGAUAUGAUUAAUAUGACAAUAAAAGUUGAUACAAUUGAAGGUGUUGGAUUAAAAAUUGAUGGAAUUGAAAAGAAAAUUGACGGAAUUGAAAGCGAGGUUAAAACUAUGGUGAAAUCUGAAGGAGUUGAAAAACGAUUUAAUGAAUUUGGAGAAGAUAUAAAAAGUAUUGAAGUAAAAAUUAAUACUAUAAUGAGUUUGAUUGAAAAACUAUCUUCAAGUCAAAAAGAUUUUGAGGAUAAUGGUUACCGCGAUGAAGAGUAA